CUGGUUAAGAUGUCUUCUGAUAGAGGCCCUGUUAUCUAUGGCCUGGAGUCUCAAGGCAGAGCUCUGACUGCACGCACACUCACAGCCAGAGCUGGGGAGACGGACAAUAUCCAGUUCCUAGUGGGCACACAGAGCCUCAAGCAUGAGAACCAGGUCCACUUACUCGAGUAUAGUGAAGACAAUGGAGUACUGGACAAGACAGUGUACACACACGCUCCUGGAGAGAUAUGGGACUUGAGUAGCUGUCCGUAUGAUGCUGGCCUGGUGGCUACAGUGUAUGGGUGUGUGGUGGAGGGGAGGGUACUCAGUAAGGCUUCUCUAUGGAGACUGGGGAAGGAGGAUGAGGAGGGACCAUUAGAACAUGUUGCACAUCUGGAACUAGGAGAGAGAAAUGUUCGAUGCACUGCGUGGCACCCUGGUUGCUCCCCUCAACUAGUAGCAGUGGAUGAUAGCAAUGUGUCACUCAUAAAGCUAACAGAGUCCAGUGCUAAGGUGGUGAGUAGUGUCGAGCUAGGGGACAAAGGUCGUUCAUGUUACUCGUGUCUAUGUUGGAACCCUCACGGUCACUCUAACCAGCUGUUACUCUCAAUGGAUGCCACUAUAAAGACCUGGGACCUGCGCACAGCCAACAAGUUAUCCCUGUGUGUGGAGGGACCACAUGGACCGUGUGUGAGGGGAAUGGACUUUAACCCCAACAAACCUCACUACUUCUCCUCUUGCGGUGAUGACUGUACUGUCAAGUUCUGGGACAGCCGUCAUCUCGGAUCGCCAUUGGCAACCAGACAGGACCAUUCUCAUUGGGUAUGGACAGUACAGUACAACCUGUUCCAUGAUCAGCUGGUAUUGUCUGGUAGCUCUGAUAGUCGAGUGGUGCUCACUAGAAUGGCUUCCAUAGCCUCAGAACCUCUGCAUGCUCUAGAUGAUGAGGACGACCCAGCAGAAAGAUUGCCUGUACUGAAGGAUGAGGUGAUUGCUAGGUACGAGGAGCACGAGGACUCAGUGUAUCGCUGUGUGUGGAGUGUGGCUGAUGCGUGGGUGUUUGCAUCACUCAGCUUUGACGGACGAGUUGUCAUUAAUCACGUCCCUUCUCAGGAGAAAUUCUCUAUCCUCACUUCAUAAGAACAAUAGCAUUUAUAAUGUAACAAGAGCUAUUGGACAUUCACUGUUUAUGUUGUUAUUAUAUCGUUGUCACCACAUGA
Molecule: messenger RNA, 1199 nt
Organism: Halichondria panicea
Lineage: Eukaryota; Metazoa; Porifera; Demospongiae; Suberitida; Halichondriidae
Product: EARP and GARP complex-interacting protein 1-like
Exons: 7
Coding region: 10-1119 (369 amino acids)
Biological process (GO): protein ubiquitination
Molecular function (GO): protein binding
Source: RefSeq, a predicted model, not a curated record